AUGUCAACUGUCAGGUUUGUGGAGAAGGAACCCGACGGAGGUAUUCCGAAAGACCCCUCACUGAAUUGAACAGAACAUUUGACCAAUCUACAGUAUCACUCGUUUUCUGAUCACCUGCGAAGCAAACGUGCAUUUCUGUCCAUUCUCCAGAAAAUACAUAAAAAUGGGAGAGGGGUGUUCCGUUUUUCUUCCAUUUUUUAUCGCUGAUCAGAAUAAUAAAAAGAUCAGCACCAAAAAUUCGGACAUAAAAGCGCUCCGCUCGGCCAGGAAAUUCAUUCACAUCCAUCCAGUCUUCCGGAUUCGACUCUCUUCUCUCCGGGAAAAAACGGUCCGAAACCACAUAAUGUAAGUUAUUUUCAAGCGUUCAGCAUUAGAGAAAAUGCAAAGAGUUCCAUCACGAGAAAACCAUUCAGCCGUAACAUUCAAAUUCUGAAAUUUUACUCUUGCAGGUCGGCCCUCUUCAUCUCGUCCGCCGGGACUUCAUCUCCGAUGCCAACCUCAGCUCAAUCCGAGCCAAAACAGCCAGACACACCCAGACCUAA
Caenorhabditis sp. 36 PRJEB53466 is the source of this 542-nucleotide messenger RNA. Lineage: Eukaryota; Metazoa; Nematoda; Chromadorea; Rhabditida; Rhabditidae. The record is from the annotation of a GenBank genome assembly.